Molecule: messenger RNA, 1212 nt
Organism: Aspergillus melleus
Lineage: Eukaryota; Fungi; Ascomycota; Eurotiomycetes; Eurotiales; Aspergillaceae
Product: putative tubulin-specific chaperone c
Exons: 4
Coding region: 1-1212 (403 amino acids)
Biological process (GO): post-chaperonin tubulin folding pathway; tubulin complex assembly
Cellular component (GO): cytoplasm
Source: RefSeq, a predicted model, not a curated record
AUGUCACAACCCGAGUACGACUAUGCGCGUCGGCCCUCGCAGGCUGAAAACCAGACCAUCCAGAAAUCCGAAAUCCCGUUGAAGGAGCGGUUCUUCCGCUACUUCCAACAAGAGAUUACUGCUCUCCAAGAACAAAUGGACCGUCUGGCAGAUACGUCUCUCAUAGGCGGAGAACGCACCGAUGCCACCGAUCACUGUCUGGCUGGAAUCGCGCGGUUAUCGAACGAGGUCAAGGAUGCAGCGAGCUACAUCCCAACUUAUGACCAGCGGGUAUAUGCAGAGGCUAUCAAGGCACUGCAGGAUAAGCUGGCCGAGACCAGGGCGCUAGUGGAGCCUCGUCCUAAGUUCAGCUUUAAAACUAAGAAGAAUGCUUCGGCUGUCUCCUUGAAUGAUGCCGCCCAGCUUGCUAUGGAACGUCGCCGUCGCGUACCGGGAUAUCUCUCGCCCGGCGCAUCCUCCGUUAGUUCGUCGGAAGGCCAGACACCCAACUACCCGUCCACGCCAUUGAAUGAACCCAACCCGAUUCUUCAACCCCGGGCCGAAUUCGCUCCUACUUCUGUUCCGGCGAUUUCAGUGGACAAGCCAGACAUGCUAUCAAAGGAGGACGACAUGAACUCUGCCUUUGCUGCGACGGCUGUGUCGUCCGUGGCGGUGAAUAACCACUUUGGCCUUCAUAUCAUGCUUCCUGCCUCCGGGUCCACUGCUACUGUCCCCGCGUCUAUCACCUCCCUCCGUCACUGCGUGGUGGACAUGUCCAUACCUACUGCGAACGGCAAGCCCUAUGCUAGCCUGACGGCCAAGGGCAUCAAGGAAAGUCUCUUGAUUUGUGGCCAAAUCAACGGCCCGGCUCAUAUCACAGGCGCGGAGAACAGCAUCAUCGUCGUGACUUCCCGUCAGUUCCGCAUGCACAACUGCUCCAACGUAGACGUUUAUCUCAGCUCCUCGAGCAACCCGGUGAUCGAAGACUGCAAGAAUGUUCGAUUUGGCCGGAUUCCCAGAGCUUAUGCUCUGGAUCACGACCGCCCCGAUACCGAGGACCGCUGGAAUCAAGUCGAAGAUUUCAAAUGGAUCAAGCCCGAGCCCAGUCCCAACUGGAGCUUGCUGGGUGGCGACGAUGCGGUCCCGGAGGAAGUGUGGGCGGAAAUUGUCCCUGGUGGCCCUGGAUGGUCUCUGGAAGAUAUCCUCCGUGCUACUAAUAUAGUGAAAGCCUGA